Pelagomonas calceolata is the source of this 1571-nucleotide messenger RNA. Lineage: Eukaryota; Pelagophyceae; Pelagomonadales; Pelagomonadaceae. The record is from the annotation of a GenBank genome assembly.
GGACAGCAAGCCUGCUUGAGACGGUGCAAAAACGCUAGCAUAAUGAUGCUCUGCCGUGCUACAAAUGUUGCUCGGGCAACUGGCCGCCGGACGUUCGCGGAUGGGCCCCUCUUGAAGACCAUGCUCUACGACCUGCACGUAUGCAGCCAGCGCACAGCAAAAGAUCCAUCGACCGCCCGCGCGCCCAAUCGCCAUUAGCGAUGCUCACACGCUGCGCGACGCCGCCGCUGCGCCGAUGCGCAACCGCCCGUGCACCGACGGCACCGGUUUGCACACACGCGCCGCGACGCCGUCGCCGUGCCGACGCAUAAAGGACACUCACGCACGCAGGUCGAGCGCGGCGGCAAGAUGGUGCCCUUCGCCGGCUACGAGCUGCCGGUCCAGUACGCGGGCGCCGGCGUGCUCAAGGAGCACACGCACUGCCGCGCGCCGGGCAAGGCGUCGGUCUUCGACGUCGGGCACAUGGGCCAGAUCAAGUGGACGGGCGCCGACCGUGCUGCUUUUUUGGAGAAGUGCGUCGUCGGUGAUAUCAAGGGGCUCGGGGCGGGCGAAGGCCGCUUAUCAUUAUUGACCAAUGAGUCGGGCGGCAUCCUCGACGAUACGGUCAUCACGAACGCGGGCGACUACAUCUACAUGGUCGUCAAUGGCGCCUGCAAGGUCACGGACAUGGCUCAUUUGGAGAAGAUGAUGGCGGAGAAUUCGGACAUGGACGUGCAGAUGAACUACCUGGGCGAUGAUGCGACCCUGGUGGCGCUGCAGGGCGACGGCGCGAAGACCGCGCUCCAACCCUUACUGCCGGACGGCUUCGACAUGGAGCGCUUCGCGUUCAUGACGGGCGUCGAUACGACUGUGGGAGGCAUGGAGUGCCGCGUGACGCGCUGCGGCUACACGGGCGAGGACGGCUUCGAGAUCGGCGUUACUCAUACCAAAGACGCCGUCGCCGUCGCUGAACUCUUAUUAUCGAAUGAGAACGUGGAGCCGUGCGGCCUGGGCGCGCGCGACUCGCUGCGGCUCGAGGCCGGCCUCUGCCUCUACGGCAACGAUCUUGAUGAUACGGUGAACCCCGUCGAGGGCACGUUGCUCUGGACGAUCGGCCCCAAGGACACGCGCCGCCGCACGGAGCAGGGCUUCCCCGGCGCGUCGAACAUGCUCACGGCCGAAGGCAAACCGAAGAAGUUCGGCCGCAAGCGCGUCGGCUUCAUGGGCCACACGAAGCCGGCGCGGCCGGGCGCCGACAUCUACUCCGCUGAUGGUACGACGAAGGUCGGCACGGUCGCCACCAGUGAGGAAAUCAAACGCCGCGGCGCCGAGAUGGCGAGACUCCCUGACUCACUGGUUGAUUUCCGCACAGGUCACGAGCGGCACCGUCUCGCCCUGCCUGAACGCCCCCAUCGCCAUGGGCUACGUCGAGACGGCUCUUGGGAAGAAUGGAACUGAGUUGACUGUUGACAUUCGUGGCAAGAAGAUUCCUACCAAGGUUGCGAAGAUGCCCUUCGUCGAGCCGAACUACUGGCGCGUGCCCGAGUAGAUGCUGGUCUGCUCGAGCGGUAGUUUAACUUGAUGUCACAUAA